This is a messenger RNA of Alosa alosa (allis shad), 6656 nucleotides long. It is a transcript of the gene lats2, whose product is annotated as large tumor suppressor kinase 2. Gene Ontology annotation, biological process: G1/S transition of mitotic cell cycle; peptidyl-serine phosphorylation; hippo signaling. Gene Ontology annotation, cellular component: spindle pole; nucleus. Gene Ontology annotation, molecular function: ATP binding; protein serine/threonine kinase activity; protein binding. The record is from RefSeq and is a predicted model, not a curated record. NCBI's taxonomy places the organism in Eukaryota, Metazoa, Chordata, Actinopteri, Clupeiformes, Clupeidae.
CUGCAUUCUGAUUCUGCCGAGAGUGGGGAGAAAAUGGAGUCUUAUAUGAUAUCCCCUGCGAGUUCUCCGUAAGACGAAACGGGAUUUAAAUUACUCUGCCGUGGGUUUAUAAUCACGUAGAAAUCAAGGCAGCUCGGAGUUUAUCGGUUGUUGAAACUUUUCUUGGAUUUAUAUUCUUCUUCCACUUCUCUCACAUGGCAAAGAUGUGCACCAGGCUGGCAUGGAGCAAGGCCGUCCUUCUGACCCCCCACAAGACCUGGGACGAGGGGGAACGUGACCCGUAAACUGGGGUCGUGGCGAUGGCAUCCGAGUAGCUUAGCUUAGCGUAGGUUUAGCGUAGCAUUUAGAGUAGUGUUUUUUAGGACCGCAGAACUUGGCAGGAUGGGUAUCAACAGAGAGUGAGCCAUCAGGACUUGAGCUCCAAUCUCUUCGCAGAUCUAUCCCACCGCUGUGUGUGUGAGCGUGUUAUCUAUUUAGGUCAGACAGUUCAAAAGCCCAGCUGAGAGAGACAGUGCGUGUGUGUGUGGGAUUUACAGAGAUAUUUUGUGUGUGUUUGUGUGUGUGGGGGUACGUGCAUGUGUUUGUGUGUGGAGAAUAUGUCUGUGAGGUGUGUGUCUGUAUGAGCGAGUGAGUAAGGAAAAAGUGUGUGUGUGUGUGUGUGUGUGUUUGCUUGUGGGGCGAGCGAGUUCUCACUUGAUUCGCAAGAGUAUCCACUGGUGGCACGCUCGCCGAUCAGGCUACUUCAAACAACUGAUAUCACCACAUCCAAAGACUAUGAGGCCCAAGACCUUCCCUGCGGCGCCGUACGUGGGCAACACGCGGCAACGCCUGCAGGAGAUCAAGGAGGGCCUGAAGCAGCCGGCCAAGCUGGUCAGCCAGGCGCUGCACGGGGGCAGCUCGCGAGGCGAGGGGGGCCGCGGCACCGACUGCAAGGGGGGCAAGGACGGCAAGGACCCCGGGGGCAGGCAGCAGCAGCUGCGCGCGCCGCAGAAGUUCAACAACUAUCAGAACGCGCUGCGCGAGAUCCGCAAGUCCCUCAUGCCCUUCGCCAACGAGUCCGGCACCGGCGGACACCCUGGUGGGGACGUCAACCGGCAGAUGCUGCAGGAGCUGGUCAACGCAGGCUGUGACCAGGAAAUGGCCGUGCGUGCGCUGAAACAAACAGGAAGCCGAAACAUCGAAGCGGCUCUGGAGUACAUCAGUAAGAUGGGCUACCUGGACCCUCGCAACGAGCGCAUCGUCCACGUCAUCAAACAAACCUCCCCGGGAAAAGGAGGUAUGCCAAACUCAAUGGACCACCGGCCAUCAAUUGAGGGUAACAGUGACGGUGCCAUGCCUCCUUAUCACCAGAUGGGGGCGCCAAUGUAUGAGGGGGCUCCUUACGGACCAGAGGGUGACAUGGCCCGGCCUUACAUGGGUGGCCCUCCUGUCAUGAACUACAUGAUGACCCAAUCUGGCUCUGCGCAGGGCUCGGCCAUGGUCAACCCCAUGGGGCGCCCGCCCAGUAUGGGAGCGUAUCCUCCUGGCAUGCCCCCUCAGAGCGGCCCGGGAAACCCCAUGUACCCACGGGCCGCCCAGCAGAAGCCAUACCCUGGCGGCAUGGAGCCGGCCAUGAUGGGCUAUGCUGUGUCAGGCCAGCCGCUGCAGAUCCAGCCCCAGCCACCGGGGGCUCCGGGCCCGGCCCCGCACUACGACUACGGCCAUGGCCGGCCCCACAUGAUGGAGACCACGGGCUAUCCUGUGCAGCGGAGCGCCUCGUUCCAGAACAAGAUGCCAAUUGCGCCGCCGGACAACUACGUCAACAUGCAGGGCAAAGGGGCCAUGGGCGGCCAGAACGGCCAGUACCCCGGCAAUCUCUACCUGCAGCCGCACUCCCACCCGCGCCAGUCCAGUCCGACCUCGCACCAGGUCCACAUGAUGUCCCGCUCGCCUGGAGGUGCGGCCGCAGCCGCCUGGCGCCAUGGGCCCCGGACUUCUCAGGACAUCCCCCAGGGCCUCCUGACGCCCUCGCGGGCCAGCCUGAACCUGGACCUGUACGAGCAUAUGUGGAGCGGACCCGCAGGGCCGGACGGGGGCGCCCCGCCUCAGGCCCGGCAGCCCCAGUCUCAGGGGCCCUUCCGGGGGGAGGUGCGCGUGCCUAGCCGCACCAACUCCUUCAACAACCACCAGAAGGUGAACGUCAGGCAGGCCAUGCCCGCGCCAGGCGGAGUCGCCGGGGGGAAGCAGGACCCCGGCAUGCCGCCCCCCAACACCAUCACUGCCGUGACCUCUCCGCCUAUCCAGCAGCCAGUGAAGAGCAUCCGGGUGAUGAGGCCUGAGCCCAAGACUGCUGUGGGUCCGUGCCACCCUGGCUGGCUGGCCUCCCAGAACCAGGACGGGCCCGAGGCGCAUGGGUACAUGGCGGAGGAGCAGUACGCCCGGGAUUCCGUCCAGGAGCCGCGGUGCCCACCUCCGCCGUACCCCAAAACCCUGCUCCCAUCCGGGGUAGCCUCCGAGCAAGCGUCCCUGGAAGGAGCAGGCAUGUGUGGAGCCCCCGAGCUCCCUGCCCAGGGCGGCAGGGCCAUCCAGAGUGGACCUCCCGUGGCGACAAAUGCAGAGGAGACCCACAAAGAGAAGGGCAAGAAGGGCGAGAAGGCUGUGAAGGACAAGAAGCAGAUCCAGACCUCGCCGGUGCCCGUGAGGAAGAAUGCUCGCGACGAGGAGAAGCGGGAGUCGCGCAUCAAAAGCUAUUCGCCCUUCGCCUUCAAGUUCUACAUGGAGCAACAUGUGGAGAACGUGAUGAAGACGUACCAGCAGAAGCUCAACCGCAGGCUGCAGUUGGAGCAGGAGAUGUCCAAGGCUGGCCUAUCGGAAGCCGAGCAGGAGCAGAUGAGGAAGAUGCUCAACCAGAAGGAGUCCAACUACAACCGCCUGCGCCGUGCCAAGAUGGACAAGUCCAUGUUCGUCAAGAUCAAAACCCUCGGCAUCGGUGCCUUCGGCGAGGUCUGCCUCACCCGCAAAGUGGACACCGGAGCCCUGUAUGCCAUGAAGACCCUCCGCAAGAAAGAUGUGCUUAACCGCAACCAGGUGGCCCACGUCAAGGCUGAGAGGGACAUCCUGGCCGAGGCGGACAACGAGUGGGUGGUGCGUCUAUACUACUCCUUCCAGGACAAGGACAGCCUGUACUUCGUGAUGGACUACAUCCCCGGCGGCGACAUGAUGAGCCUUCUCAUCCGCAUGGGCGUGUUUCCAGAGGAGCUGGCGCGCUUCUACAUCGCCGAGCUGACGCUAGCCAUCGAGAGCGUGCACAAGAUGGGCUUCAUCCACCGAGACAUCAAACCCGACAACAUCCUCAUCGACCGCGACGGCCACAUCAAGCUUACUGACUUUGGCCUGUGCACCGGAUUCCGCUGGACACACAACUCCAAGUAUUACCAGAAAGGAAGCCACGUAAGGCAGGACAGCAUGGAGCCCAGUGACUUCUGGGACGACGUGUCGAACUGCCGCUGCGGCGACCGGCUGAUGACGCUGGAGCAGCGGGCGAUGCGUCAGCACCAGCGCUGUCUGGCCCACUCUCUGGUUGGCACGCCCAACUACAUCGCCCCUGAGGUUCUGCUGCGCAAAGGAUACACCCAGCUCUGUGACUGGUGGAGUGUGGGCGUGAUCCUGUUUGAGAUGCUGGUGGGACAGCCGCCAUUCCUCGCUCCCACUCCCACAGAAACCCAGAUUAAGGUGAUCAACUGGGAGAGCACACUGCAGGUGCCUGCUCAGGUGAAGCUGAGUCCCGAGGCGGUGGACAUCAUCAGCCGCCUGUGCUGCUCGGCCGAGGACCGCCUGGGCUCCAACGGCGCCGGCGAGAUCAAGGCGCACCCCUUCUUCGAAGAGAUGGACUUCUCCAGCAACCUGCGCCAGCAGCCGGCGCCCUACCGGCCACGCAUCGCGCACCCCAUGGACACCUCCAACUUCGACCCCGUGGAGGAGGAGGGCGGCCCGGGCGCCUGGAGCGACAGCGGCGACGGUCGGGCUUACGACACACUCUACUCGCCGCACAGCAAGCACCCGGAGCACGCCUUCUACGAGUUCACCUUCCGCCGCUUCUUCGACGACAACGGAUGUCCGUUUCGUUACCCCAAGCCCCCCGAGGAGGCCCAGAGGAGUGGCGGAGGCGGUGGCAGGGGCGGUGGUGGUGGUGGAGGGAGCGGGGGGGUCGCGGCUGGUGGGGUUGGGCCCCAAGAUGAGGCAGGGGGAGAAGGGGAGGAAGAGGAUGAGGAGGAAGAGGAUGAGGAGGAAGAGGAGCACGGGGAGGGGUGUGAGCCUGUAUACGUGUAGAGACGCAGUGCGAACGCCGCGCUACCAAAGGCCUCAUCACCUCACCGUGAUCAUCCAGCACCUUUCUCUAUCAUUGUUAUGUCAGGAACGGGUGUAAUUUUGUGUGUGUGUAUUUUUUGUGUGUGUGUGUGUUUGUGUGUGUUCUGUGUUCUAGAAAUGGGUAGAGACCGAAAGAGAAAAUCAGGAAAUGGAGGGAGAGGGAGAAACGGAGGGAGAGAGGAAGCUUAAGAGACUACCGGACCAUCAGACAUUUAUUUCAUUUCACUGCUCCUACCGUCAUCAAUAGAACCAUACAUGUGAACAGUGAACAACAGCAGGUUAGAGUGCGCGGACAUUGAACCUGGGACCAAGACUGCAGACUGAAUAAUAUGCUAACUGACUUGCACAUAAGCACAGUUUCACAAAGAUCAGGUCAUUAGCUUGAAAAAUUAGUUUUUAGAUCAGCUUUUUCAGUGUGUGUGUUUGUGUGUGUGUGUGUGUGUGUGUUUGUGGGGGGGAAAGAAAGAGAAAAACAGACUGUGUCCACACCACACAGAACCUCUGGAAUUGGACCUUACUGGUCACUGCUCUGCAUACAUCAGGGGCAGUGUGUUGCCCAUGACUUGGUCACCUUGUCCAACACGGAUCACAUUUUUUAUGGCAAGUUCCAUUCCUUCACUCUCCAGUCUGCUUAGGAAGGCCACUUUCGAGGAGCCUUCGAAAGACCCUUAAACAAAGAACGUUAAUGCACACCCAGAACCACUUCCUCAUCUUCUCCUGUUGUCGAUGACCGUUCCUGAUGCAGCCAUUCCAAAGUAGUGGAAAAGUAACUGUGAUGUUGGGCGUCAGAGAGAAAUGAACAUUUGUGAGAUGGGGAUAAGAGGAUGGAAGUUGUGUUUUAUUUUUUUGUAUUCUAUUGCUAAUAUCGUGUCCCAUCGACGUAGGCAGAAACUGAUAGGUUGAUCCAGAUCUUGCACAGCUGAAUCUACCAAAUAUAUAUGCACACACACACACACACACACACACACACAUACACACACAUACAUAUUUACUUACAAAUACAUAUUUACUUACAAAUACACCUUCCUAUGUUCACAUGUGCAUCUUACCAUCAUUUUAGGUAGUAAAAGCCAUUUAUGUUUGCCAAUGUUAUGUUAACAUUGCUUCUGAAUUGUUUUGACGUUCCCAAAGGAAAUGGUUUCAAGUCACUAAGUAAUAUUUCAAGCCAGAGGACCUAAUACGAUUGGGGUCACUUUCCUUGACCUGCAAAAAUAUUUGUGGCUUUGAAAUGCCAGCCAUUUUGAAUAUUUGUUUGACACCCUCUGGUGGACAAAAGAGGCAUGAUUUUGUACAGUUGGCUGACUUUAUGAGCAAAACAAACCUCAUAUGAAAGACUGUCACUCACUAUGUGUUUUUGUUUUUGAUGUGCAGUCUCCAUUUUAAGGUCGGAAUCGCAGUGUUCAACACUUCCCUGAAAAGCUUUUUUUUUUUAGUUUACCACAUAAGCCUACCACAGAAAACCAUCAUCUCCACAUGGGUGGAGUUUUACAGAAUUGUUUAUUCUGAUUUUUAGGUCACUGUCCAUUCUACUCAUCUGUCUGAGCUCCUAGUUUCUGUUACCUUCUCAGGCCAUAUAUGUUAAAGCAUAGGCCUCUAUAAAAAUUUACUUUUGUCUAAACGUUGAGGAUUACACUAAUAAUUGGCCCCACAACACUCAUAAACAUGGCUAGAAAGCCUGUCUUGUUCAACCCUGGAUGUGUUUUGACCUCACAAGCACUGUUAUACCACAGCCUUGCUUAGCAUGCUAACAUGCUAACCACCUUAGGCUAAAACUUUCGUCAUCCUCACUAUGACAGUAUUAAGGAUGGGAGGUGCAGUUGUAAAACCGCCAAUAGAGAAAACAUGUAUCUCUUUAUCAGGCAGUCAUAAAAGAUGUGAUGAAACGAAUGAAAGGCAGACAAAGAGUUUCUGAAAUUGUAUGUGAUGGUAUGACUAUGUGCAAUACAGAUAAGAAAAACAAUAUAUUAUAGUUUUCUAAACACAACAAAUAUCCUUUUUUUACGUUUAAUAACUGAAAUACAAUAUGUACAAAUACAUAUUAUAUUGGUUUUAUAUAUUUUCAAUGUAGUUAGGCCUACAUGACCCAAUGCUGCUUAUUAUUUGUUAUUAAUAUUAUUAUUGACAUUAUCAUCAUUAUUUCAUGUUACCCUUGUUUCUCCUUUCUUUGUGUGUGUGUGUAGCGUGGAUGCAAUUGGCCGUAUGUUUGGGGUGGGAUAUUGCAAAGUGUGUGUCUUUGAAUGUGUGGUGUGUGUGUGCGUGUGUUAUCACGUGACGAUCAGUAUUGAAUAAAGAUGGAAACUCCUCGUAAA